Arvicola amphibius (Eurasian water vole) is the source of this 3638-nucleotide messenger RNA. RefSeq lists its product as uncharacterized. The coding region runs from base 1919 to 2905 and encodes 328 amino acids. The record is from RefSeq and is a predicted model, not a curated record. NCBI's taxonomy places the organism in Eukaryota, Metazoa, Chordata, Mammalia, Rodentia, Cricetidae. The transcript is spliced from 6 exons.
CCCAAGAUGAUAGGGAGAAUGGUUAGUUCUUUUCAAUAGAAAUGAUUGGUAGGUGAGGCCUUGGAGGUCGGGUAUAUUUCUGUUUUCAUGUUGAGACAGGAUCUCAUGUCUCCCAAGCUGUCCUCACACCAGUUUUGCAGGUUCACCUUGAGCUUAGAUCAUCCUGCUUCUACUUCACAAGGGCUAAGAUUACAAGUGGGGCCCCCAAGACCUGUGAAGACAGCACUAGUCAUUGAACCCAGGAUGUGCUACAUGCUAGGCAGUCACUCUGCCAACUAAGGUAUGUCUACAGCUGUUGUCUUGAUUUUCCCACUAUUCUUUAUUUUCCCCCAAUAGGCACUGUAACUCACAGAGGCCUGUAGCUAACCCUGCAUUGCUGUCUUUGGUGCAGAGUGGAGAGCACCACACUCAGCCUGGGGGCUUUUUCACUUGGUGGAUUCCCUAGUUCAGUUUCCUCUGCUAACAGAUCAUCACACGUUGGCCAGCACCCUCAUGGGGGUAUUCCCUAUGUGCUGUGGAAUCCCAGGGCAACUUUCUAAAGCUAAGCACAUGGCUUCCAUGACUCAGGAUUCGCUUGCUCAUAUUGAUGAACAGAGUGAUUUUGAAGUAAGAAUGAGACAUUUUCAACAUCUUUUGAAGGAAAAGCUCAGUUCUCAACAUGGGAAGUAUGGCCUUCCAAUCAAGCUAAGGGAACUCUGGGUUUGGAAGGAGGAGGUGCUGAAUGGAUUCCUCUGUGUUCCCAGAGAGGCUCCUGGAUGGGGAAGCUGGGCUUCUGGUCAUUUCAGGACAGCUAAGCAGGGUGGCAAAGCCAUCAGCAGUCUCUUCCCCAGACAGUUCUACUGUAUCCCGGAGAUUCUUGGCAUUCCAUGUGAUGUCACCAGUGUUGUAGCAACACCAACUGCCCUUAGGACAUUCCUCGGUGCCCACAGGGUACAGCAGUAGUCAUGUUCUCAAGACUGAGGAGUCUAAUUAGGAGAGCGGAUGGAGAACGUCCAGAGAACAGAGAGAGGCAGGAGGAAGCCGACGCUCAGUUUGGGCGUAAAGCAGGAGGAAAUAAAUGGUUCUGGCGAAAGCGCAGUGAGUCGUGGGCAGGAGAUGGGCAGCUUGCUGGAAGAGGUGGAUUUGAGGUGGGCCUUCCAGUAACGGGGCAGAGGACCAGGAGCCUCUCAGUAGCUAAUGGACAUCCCUGAUUAUCAUAAUUCCUGAAGGCCAAGGGUUCCAGAACAUUAGUUUGCCCAUCUCCUAAGCCAGAGGCUGACCAGGCCAAGGCUGUUGUGCUGGGAUGUGCUUAGCUGUGACCUUUACUGUGGUUUGGGAUAAUAUGUGGGGACAGAAGGAGACCAGCAGGAGCAGGAAGGGACUAAUGUGUCCCCGUCUUAGGGAGGCAUCACUGCCUCUCGCCCUCUGUAGUUUCCUGUGGGUCCAGUCUCUCUCUCUGACACUAGUCACAAGGGAAGAAAAGUUCUCUGGACAAGACAUUAUGUGCUCAGACUGUACUGCAGAAUUCCUCUGAGCACCUCUCCCUGACAGUGGCCCCUGACAGUGGCUCCCUAGGGUUCUAUGUCAGCAGCUGAGGAUGGCAGGCAGUUCUCUAGUGUAGACAAACAGCUGUCCGAGGUAUGGGAGCAGAGCAGAGACUGGCUGCUCCUGCCAGCUUCAGUGAUCUGGAUUAUCAGUGGGUGACUUGGGGACUCCAUUGACCAUGUCGUGCCCCUGCAUGGCUUUUCAAUUGACAGCCAUGGGCCUGGAUUAACCAGGAAGGAGAUCUGGGCUCCUCACAGCAACCGAGUGCUUAUGCACUAUGCCGUUAUUCUCCAGCUUCUGAAACCCCAGGCAGGCUUCAGAGCUCCUGACCAUGCUGCUUCCUGGGCUGCUGUGAAUACUGUACCUGAAGAGGUGGUGUCUGUGUCCCCUGAGCAUGUGUAGGGAGGCAGAGCCAAGCCCUGGAUGCUUGUGUAGCCACAUCUCUAGAGCGAUGGGAGAGCUGAGGUCUGCAGAGGUAGCAUCUCAACCUGGCCCAAUAAUUUGGGUUGUCACCAGGUUCCAGACAUGGUAUUUCUGUUUGGUCCCCCGGGUGACCUGUCCAUCGUCUGUGUCUUGUUGCUAUGCAAUCUCAUUUGUGUUCCAUCUACCCACAGAUGAUGCUACGGUGCCAUCAUCCAAACCAAGGCCCCGUACCCAGAAACAGAUGCAGAAGGAAAUGGAGAGGCUGACCAGGGAGCUGCAGCUGAUGACCAGCCAAAGAAAUGAGCUGCGAGAUCACGUGAUCUUUAUCACGGAAGGAAAGGUGGAUGAUAGGCCCUACCACCCGCCAAAUCCCCUGAAUGAGAAAGUGAAGCUACAGCACAAACAGGCCUUGUCAGCGCUAAAGCACCUGGAGGACGAGAACACCGAGGCCUCAGAAAAGUUGAGUGAGCUGACCAAGGAGACAGUCCUGUAUCGUGGUCUCUACAGCCUGAUCCUGAUGCAGCAUACUCAGCUGGAGAAGAAGGUGGACCUGCUGAGGCAGGAGAAGAAGACACUGCGGGAUGAUUGGGUCCUUCUGAUGCACCACGUAGAGGACUUGAAAGUGCUCUGUAAGACCCAAGAAGGGAACAGUGACGUCAAAACCCAGCAGCAACAGGAGCUCAAGGGAUUGGUGGAAAGACUUCAGUUCCUGCUGAGGCAGAAGGAAACAGACACCCAGAGAAAGGACUUAGCAGGAAAGCCGCAGCAUCACUUUGGGCUCUCCCAGAUGAGGUCCAAAAAACUCCAGCCUAAGGUGGAAGAGACCACAACCCAGGAUGAGAGCCACUUGCCAAAGGAGCCGCUACAGGAAGAGCCACCUGCUGAGCCCCAUCCCCAACAACUACUGAAUUCCGGGGAUCAAUUUUAUUCUUCAAAUUUGGAUUCCAUCAUGGAAUAGGCCUUGAGUAUGUCUAGCCAGUGACCCAGCAUAGCUGCUUCUGGGUCUUGAUUUCCUUUCCUUCUUGAUAACACCCCCUGAGAGAACUGAGGAAGCCAAAGGAAGCCACAGACACCUUGAAACCAUCACAUACUUCACAUUAGGAUCAAGGCCUCCAGACAAAAAGACGCUCCUUGUCCCUGUGAACUCACCAGUGAAGGAAAUACCAGCUGCCCUCCAGGUGGUCGUGCCAAAUCUGAUCCACGUGUCUAUUGAUUGAGUUCUCAUGAAGAAAAAGCAUCAAAACCAUGCUUGGGGUACAGAAAACCAGAGACAAAAGUUACUCUAAACCCUACAUCUACCAGCAAUGGCCUCAGCCUUUGGGGGGGGGGACACAUGACAUAUUAACUCCAAAAGGAGAUUGACUACAGGCAUCUUGAAAAAGCUAUAGCAAGCUGACAGCUUUGCUAUCAUGUUUCUGAGGCAAGCCACAGCCUGUAGUAUUCUGUGCUAUUCAAUCUGCCAUGACAGAAUGCUAAUUAGCUUAAUUUUUUGUUCGGUUUUGUUUUAGGUUUUUAUUUUUGGUUGUUUCAGUUUGGGCUUUGUUAUUUUGAUGUUAUCUAUUCUUGUUAUUGAUUUUCAUAAUUUGCUAAGGUUAUUAUUCAGUGUUUAUCUUGAAACCCUGUUAGAGCCCCCUUUGAGCAAAAUGUAUUUUUAUGAAUAAAAAAGCAAUUUCCAAGUCUUCACACUUAAA